Molecule: messenger RNA, 363 nt
Organism: Glycine soja
Lineage: Eukaryota; Viridiplantae; Streptophyta; Magnoliopsida; Fabales; Fabaceae
Exons: 1
Coding region: 1-363 (120 amino acids)
Source: RefSeq, a predicted model, not a curated record
AUGACGAACCUCACGAACGAUGACGAAGAGUUUGGAAGCAGCAACAACCGAAGAGGAGAAGCAAAACGAGGACCAGUGACGAAGCGAUUGAGAACAAAUUGGGCUCCUAGAGUGACGAUCGACGAAAAUGGUGACAAAGAAGGUUUUAGGGAUUUCGAACACGAACACGAACAGAGUCCAGUGCAGUCGAUGAAGGAGAACGGAGUGGAUUAUUGGCACGUGGAUCGGAAUGAGGAUCCUAGGGUUAGGGUUUUGGAAAACGACGGCGUUGAAUCGGAGUCGCAGGAAUGGAGGAAGAGCGAUGGAGUGAGGUCUUGGCUUUACGAGUUAGGUUUGAGUAGGUCAGAGUGGAUAAAUAGAUAA